GAGUUUCGUUAUCAGUUAAACGCAAAUAAGCUGAAAAAUAAUUCGAAUACAGCCACUCAAUAUGCAAUACAGCAUCAUUUGCAUCGCGAUUUUCACUUGCAUUUGGGCCAAACCCCACCAUCGCCAAUUCACCCCGGCAGAUUGCUGGAAAAGCAUAUACAAGGACUCCGCGGAGACCGAAAGGGACUGCAAAGCCAUCGAGCUCAUUUACCGAUGGAACGUUUGGGAACACAAAUGCCAACCGAUGGUUUUCGGCUCCUGCAACCCGUCCAGGAACGUUUUCUAUUCGAUGGAGGAAUGCCGAAGAGUAGCCCAACCGGUUUGUGCCCAUCUAUUACCUCUACCACAGCAGGAAUAAGCCUAGCAGAAGUGCGGAGUAUAUGUUAA
Molecule: messenger RNA, 387 nt
Organism: Phyllotreta striolata
Lineage: Eukaryota; Metazoa; Arthropoda; Insecta; Coleoptera; Chrysomelidae
Source: the annotation of a GenBank genome assembly